Pteronotus mesoamericanus is the source of this 901-nucleotide messenger RNA. Its product is annotated as S-adenosyl-L-methionine-dependent tRNA 4-demethylwyosine synthase TYW1-like. NCBI's taxonomy places the organism in Eukaryota, Metazoa, Chordata, Mammalia, Chiroptera, Mormoopidae. The record is from RefSeq and is a predicted model, not a curated record. Gene Ontology annotation, molecular function: 4 iron, 4 sulfur cluster binding. Gene Ontology annotation, biological process: wybutosine biosynthetic process.
GCGGUGGAAGAUGGACCAGCCUGAAUCGAUCUUAAAGGAAGCCAUUGAAAACCAUCAGAACAUGAUCAAGCAGUUUAAAGGAGUACCAGGUGUUAAAGAAGAGCGCUUUAAAGAAGGAAUGACGGUAAAGCACUGUGCAUUAUCCCUUGUGGGAGAACCCAUCAUGUAUCCAGAAAUUAACAGGUUUUUGGAGCUACUCCAUGGGUGUAAAAUCUCCAGUUUCCUGGUCACAAAUGCACAAUUCCCUAUGGAAAUCAGGAAUCUCAAACUGGUGACCCAGCUAUAUGUCAGUGUGGAUGCUAGCACCAAAGAUAGCCUGAUGGAAAUUGACCACCCACUCUUCAAGGACUUCUGGCAAAGAUUUCUCGACAGUUUAAAAGCCUUGGCAGCAAAGCAACAGCGUACUGUCUAUAGACCGACUCUCGUUAAAGCCUGGAACGUGGAUGAGCUCCGAGCCUAUGCCAAGCUGGUGUCUGUAGGGAGCCCUGACUUCAUCAAAGUGAAGGGUGUUACGUACUGUGGAGAGAGUUCAGCAAGCAGCAUCAUGGUCAAUGUGCCCUGGCAUGAGGAAGUGGUACGCUUUGUCCGUGAAUUGGUGGCUCUGAUCCCUGACUAUGAAAUUGCUUGUGAACAUGAACAUUCCAAUUGCCCCCUGAUUGCUCACAAGAAGUUUAAGAUUGAUAGAGAAUGGUGGACGUGGACUGAUUAUAACCGCUUCCAGGAGCUUAUUCAGGAAUACCAAGACAGUGGUGAAUCAAAAACUUUCGGCGCAGAGGAUUAUAUGGCCAAAAUGCCUCCCUGGGCAUUAUUUGGUGCCAGUGAAAGAGGUUUUGAUCCCAACGACACAAGACAUCAGAGGAAGAACAAAUCAAAGGAUAUUUCGGGUGUUACGACUAUCUGA